CCGCAGGCUGCAUCCUUUGGAUUAAGAAACGGCCAGCAAAUCAAGGCAUUCCCGCCACCUGCCGGUCACGAGCGGAAGUACAAAAAUAUAGGGCAUGGAUUACUUCCGAGUACAGAGCUGACAGACCUAUGCAUGCUUACCUACAGCGAAGCGGAGACUCGCGUGAAGAGAAGCCGCAGAUGUGACUGACAGAGGCCCACGAUCGCAUCACAUUGAAGUGAUCAUGGCCGAAGAUCCCCAGAGAAACUUCAGGUCGGCGUAUUAUGAGAAAGUGGGUUUCAGAGGUGUGGAGGAGAAAAGAUCUUUGGAGAUUCUGCUGAAGGACAAUCCACUGGAUGUGGAGAAGUUGAGCACUUUUAGUCAGAGGUUUCCUCUGCCCUCUAUGUACAGAAUACAUGUGUGGAAAGUCUUAUUGGGUAUUUUACCUCCUCACACUGAUUCUCAUGCAUUGGUAUCUCGAUACCGUACCGAGCAGUUUGAAGACAUCAGUGCGGCUUUAACAAGCAUGCGUUUCAUCAGCUCAGCCACGCCCCCUACAGAAGUCUACCUCCGCAUGUACCAGCUAGAAUUCCUGCAGCUUCCCCGGAGAUCUGAGCUUAAACCUCCGGACGCAGGGGACGAAAAUUUCCUGGCUGUGGCUCAGGCGAUGGAAGAGAUCGUUGAUGAUCCCGUGGACUGCUAUUGGCUGAUCCGAUGUUUUAUUAACCAGUUUAAUCACAAGUUUGGAGACUCCAUACCUCACCUGCCAAAGAGUUUGGAGCACUUCUUGUCUCAGGAGGACAGCGGUCUGUUGGCUCAUCUGAAGACGUCUGGCUGUCUGGGUUCAUUACCGUACUGUCUGUGGUUCAGACGCUGUUUCGCGGGCUGUUUACCAGAGUCCAGUCUGCAGAGGGUGUGGGAUAAAGUGAUCAGUGGAUCUUGUAAGAUCUUGGUGUUUGUUGCCGUGGAGAUUCUGCUCAAUUAUAAGAUCGUGCUCAUGGGAAUGAGUCAACCUGAUGGAGUCUUCAACUUUCUGUCUAAUAUGCCACAGGAGAAUACAGAUGCUAUAGUUACGAAAGCCAUAGACCUCUGGCACAAACACUGCGGGACACCCAUGCAUUCUGUGUAAGAGCACCACACUACAGUUAAUGACUGAAACAGACCGCUGUGUAAUCCAGAUGCUUCAAGAUCGCCUACAGAUCGCUCGAGCUUCAUACUGGACAUCGGUGCAGUAGAAGCUAAAGAUGAAGUCAAACUCACAACUGUGUGCGCAGUUCAUUUUUAUUACGAUUCCUUUACAUCAGAAUCUGCAUACAUCAUUCAGGAGUGACGGUACAUUAGGUAACAUGCACGUUCUGCUCUCUUCCUGGAUUAUCUGAGCUGAUGGCAGCACAAGAGCAGAACGUUGAAAUAAAAAAACACAUCAAUCAUUCAAAACGUGACGCCUUCUGUUUUUCGAGAUGGAAAUAAUUCACCCAAAAAUCUAAAUUCUGUCACUUGUUUCUACUGUGGAUCACAAAGAAGAUGCAUCACUGUUUUCUGUUUUAUUGACAAGAUCCAGUUUUGGGUUUUUCAUGGAAAUACGAAGAAGAUUCUUGAAUUUCUACUUUCAGAUAACAGCAGCAGUUUGAAACUUAAUGUAGGAAAACAAUGACAGAAUUUUCCCAUCAGGUGCAGCUAUUACUUUGUGUAUUUAUGUUCAGUAUCAAAAUAUAAAUAUCAACAUAAAAAGUUUCACAUUGUUGCAAUGUCUCUGAUUAAAAUAAAUACAAAAACAAAUGUAA
Molecule: messenger RNA, 1763 nt
Organism: Paramisgurnus dabryanus
Lineage: Eukaryota; Metazoa; Chordata; Actinopteri; Cypriniformes; Cobitidae
Gene: tbc1d7
Product: TBC1 domain family, member 7
Biological process (GO): activation of GTPase activity; negative regulation of TOR signaling
Molecular function (GO): GTPase activator activity
Source: RefSeq, a predicted model, not a curated record